Molecule: messenger RNA, 5853 nt
Organism: Nilaparvata lugens (brown planthopper)
Lineage: Eukaryota; Metazoa; Arthropoda; Insecta; Hemiptera; Delphacidae
Exons: 6
Coding region: 144-5003 (1619 amino acids)
Biological process (GO): regulation of DNA-templated transcription
Molecular function (GO): DNA-binding transcription factor activity, RNA polymerase II-specific; RNA polymerase II cis-regulatory region sequence-specific DNA binding
Source: RefSeq, a predicted model, not a curated record
UCUAAAGGAGGUUACCAAGGUUAAAUGUCGGAGAGGUAGGAAGAAAACUACUGAAAAUGUUGUAGAAUCUUUUUGCAACUUGGAACAACAAGAUGAUUCUAUUGAUAAAACUGCUGAAACAUCUUACAACAUGGGUAAAAUAAAUGGCUCUGUUAAAAACUGUGAGAAAGAGACAAAUAUUUGAUGAUCUACUUAGAGAAGUUCUUCAGAAUCUGUCAAAAACCUGUGCUACAGUAAAAGUGAAAGAUGAAAUUGUGGAAGAUAAUGAAAGUGAAAACAAGAAACAGGAAAUUGUUGAGGUUGAUAAUUGUGAGGAAAACAAUGAAAACGAAAUUGUUGUUAAAAGAAAGAUUGGGAGACCCAAGAAACGACGGAAACAAGGUGGAAAAUCGUUGGAAAACUGUGGUGGGGAGACCAGUUCUGCAGGAAAUAAGGAAUGCCUCGAAGAUUGCAGUGUUGCCGAUGUCAAUUUAGCUUCUGAAUUGAACAGUGCAGACAAGGUUAAUGAAUACAGUGUUGCCGAUGUUAAUAUGGCUUCCAAAUCUGAAAAUGUUGAGAACUGUAGUGUUGCCGUUGUGAACCAGUUGGAACCGGUUAAAAAGCUGAGGAGACGGUCCAAAACUACAAAACCUCCAUCAAAUUCUGUAGAAGACUUUGAGAAUUGCGGUGUUGCCACUGUUAACAACCGGUUGGAACCGGUUCGGCGAUUGAGAAAACGGUGUAUAACUACUGAAAAUAUGUCAGAUUCUUGUGGAGAAACUUCUGGAACUUUGGGAGAUACUGUUGUAAUGCUGGGGGAUGGACCGAAGACUACAGACGACCCUGAAGUGAGAGCAAGGGAAGCUCUGAUUUUUGGUGGAAGCAAAUCCAAGAUGGCGGCCAAUGAUUCGGAAAUGGCGGCCAGAUAUUGUACGAAUAAUCUGACUGCGGAUGGAUUGAAGAUGAUUAUUAAGAAGGAGUUAAACAAACAAAAUAAGUCUUCUCCUGAAAUCUAUGAAGAAAGCAUCUUCGAGUAUGGAAAUGGUUUUCAUAAAAUUCGCUACAUUAUAAGGCAGGAGAAAGUUGCACCGGAGGAUGAAACACCAUUGGUUGAUGAUUGUGAAAACAAUGACGGAGAUAUUGGAGAUACCAAAGCAACAGAUAAAGAUGAAAAUAUAAACAAUAAUGAACCACUACAGACUAUCAAAGACGAGCCCAUUGAUCAUCAUGAGGAACUACUUUCUCUUGAAAUAGAAGAUCACCAAACCCAGGAAUAUACAGUGGAUAAUACUGAAGUUACGGGAAAAAUAGAGGACAACCUCAUUCUAGACCAGCAACGAGUUUUCAAAUUUAGAAACCGGAGUGGACCCACUAAGAGAAAUUUGAUUGACAAAAGUGUUGACAUCAGCAGUUUCGUCAACCGCUGCAAACAGACAACAGUUGGCAACACUGUUGACAACAAAUGCAUAAUAAAUAGCAACCUAGGCAAGUAUACAAUGGUGAUCAAAUCUGAUAUUUCUGAAAUUAAAGUUGAAGAUGGUUCGGACAAUUUUAGGGGCAAACGUAGAAGGUCUAGGAAAGGUAGGAGAUGUUCUAAAAUAAUUAGGAAACCGUCGAAUAGUGUUAUAGAUGGUACUAAAAUGUGUAAAAAUCUGGUGGUUAGUCUGGUGAAAUUAGAUGUAGAUUCCUUAAGUACUAGUCAAAAUUGUGAAGAUUUGAGGUCUGGGUUUGAAAAUGAUGUUAAAGAGAGUAUAAAUGAUGUCAGGGACGUUAAAAACAGUACAGAUGUUGAUGGAACUGUUGAAAAUUGUGUAAAAUAUACAGAAGUUGUUGGAAACAGUACAUAUAAUACUGGGAGUGUUAAAAACAGUACAUAUGUUGACGGAGGUGUUGGAAACAGUACAGAUAAUAUUGGGAACGAUAAAAACAUUACAGAUGACGGAGGUGUUGGAAACAGUACAGAUAAUGAUGCCGGGAAUGUUAAAGACAGUACAAGAGAUACUGGGAGUGUUAAAAACAGUACAAAUGAAGCAGAAAACGUUAAAGAGAGUACAAAUGGCGAAAACUUGGAAAAUAGUACAGUUGAUGUAGGAGUUAGAGACAGUACAGAUGAUGUAGGAGUUAAAGACAGUACAGGUGAUGCUGGGAGCGUUAAGAGCAGUACAAAUGAAGCAGAAAACGUUGAAUAUAUUAUAAAUGAUAAUGAAAACUUGAAAAAUAGUACAGAUAAUGUAGGAGUUAAAGACAGUACAGGUGAUGCAGGAGUUGAAGACUCUACAAAUAAUGCAGGAGUUAAAGAUAGUACAGAUAAUGCAGGAGUUAAAGACAGUACAGAUGAUGCUUCUAUCGUUAAAAACAGUACAGAUAAUGCUUCUAUCGUUAAAAACAGUACAGAUAAUGCUUCUAUCGUUAAAAACAGUACAGAUAAUGCUUCUAUCGUUAAAAACAGUACAGAUAAUGCUUCUAUCGUUAAAAACAGUACAGUCACAUCUAGUCCAGUAUCAUGCAAGAUUCAGGUCAGAAAUCUAGCAAGUCUACUAGGUCCUAGCACUUGUAAAAACGUAGAAAACUUGCCAAAACUGUCCUCCAAUAAAAACCUUGUUAGAAAUCUUGCCAGUAUUGUUAGUAAACUUGAUUUAAUUGCUAGAAAAAAUGUCGAAAAUGAAGAUUCAAAGGAUGGUGAUGAUUUAAUGGGAAAUAUAAUGAAUUUUAAUUCGAAUAAAGAUGUAGUUUCACACAGUUCUCAUUUUUCAGAUACCACUUAUCAUGGUGACGAUAAAGAUAUUGAUGAAAUUAAUACAAAUUCUAUUCAUAAUAAGAAUUCUACUAGUACAAUAUAUUCAGAUACUAAUGAGAAUCUAGAUGUAAAUGAUGGUGUAAAUUUGAAUAUCAACCAAGGUCUUGCCAAAACUAGAGUAGAUACAAAAUUAAAUGAGGAGGAUACAAAUGUUUGUGAUACAACAGCUCCUGUAUCUAAUAAUAAUGUAUCAAAAGGUGAUACAUUUGAUGAAGUUGGUACAUGUAAUACUGUCAAAAAAGGUAGGAUGUCUUUGAGAAAACGUAGAACCUCUAUAAAUUACAACGAGAAUGUUUUGAAUAUUGUUGGCAACACUGAUGUUGUACCGGAUUUUUUAGUUUCUAGUGGAGUUGAGAAUUUUGAGAACGUUUGCAGUAGUAGUACAUCAUAUGUUAAUUUUGGUUGUGUACCACAAUUAAAUGACGUCAUAAAACGUUCUAGAAAUUCAAGGUUUUCCGCGCCAAAUUCUAGUAAAGACGAUGACAUUGAAUUUGUGCCCACUGUAAAGCUAGAAGCUAAUACUGUGCCGAUUGACCUUGAUGGUGUAUCAAAUUAUGGUGGUACUGUAUCAAGCCAUAUUGAUACUGUAUCAAGAAAGGGUCGUGAUUUCAAUGAUGCUGUAUCAAGAAAAAGGGACAUUGUUCUUGGUACAGUAUCAAACAGCGACGACCAAUUUGAUAUAGUCUCAAGAAAGGGCUGUGAUUUCAAUGAUACUGUAUCAAGAAACAGGGGCAUUGUUCUUGAUACAGUAUCAAACGGUGACGAUCAAUUUGAUACAGUAUCAAGAAUGGGCCGUGAUUUCAAUGAUACUGUAUCAAGAAACAGGGGUAUUGUUCUUGAUACAGUAUCAAACGGUGACGACCAAUUUGAUACUGUAUCAAACUUGGAACCUGUAUUAUCAGAUUAUGAAGAGAAGUAUAGCUCAGUUUUGGAAAACGAAAAUGCCCUAAAAGUAACUGACGACAAGGGAUUCUUGGAGACGGUGCGAUCCUUUUUGGAAAACGAGAAUGUGGAGGAGGAAGAGAAGGGGGUAAAGGUGAGAAAAAAACGUAGGAGACGAUGUGAGAUGCCCCAGAUUCCCUCUGACCUAAAAUGCGAAAUCUGUGGGAAGGUGGUAUCAACUAGACAAAGCUACCGACACCAUAUUAGCACCCACACAGAUCCCAGGAAACAGUUAUUGAAAUGUAGCGUUUGCAACAAGAUGUUGGCGGGCGAAAGGAGGCUGAAAUCACAUAUUACCAACUUCCACACAAAUAUCAACAUAUAUAGCUGUGAUUUUUGUAAGAAAAUCUUCCAUGAUAAGGGGAAUCUGUAUAGACAUAUCGUUCAUGUGCAUCUCAAUAUGGCCCCCAUGUAUACUUGUGAUAUCUGUAAGAAAUCUUUUCAGAAGAAGUCGUACCUUCAACAACAUAUAAACCUGCAUAUGGGGAUCAGGAAACAUGUGUGUAACCUUUGUGGGAAGAAUUAUAUGAACAAGAGUGAUUUACAGAACCAUUUAGACGCACAUGUUGGGUUUGAUAGGUAUGUGUGUGGGUUAUGUGGUAAGCGGUUGUCAUGUAUGCAAACUAUGAACAAUCAUAUGAAGACGCACACACAGGAAAACAUGUUCAAAUGUAAGGUAUGUGGGAAACAGUAUGCUUCCAAGAAUAGUUUGCAGCAACAUAUGAAUCUACACACGGGGAAACGGUUCACUUGUGGCAAAUGUGGGGCGAAAUUUCCGUACAGGGAAGGUUACAAACGGCAUAUGAGGUCACAUGACGGGAAACAGCAAAAAUGUACUGUAUGUCACAAGGUUUUCCAGAGAAAAACUUAUCUAAAGAAGCAUAUGACGAUACAUACCGGGAUGGAACAGUUUAUGUGCGUGUAUUGCGGGAAAAAGUUUAUCGACAAAAGUGAUUAUAAAAAACACAUGAACACUCAUACACAUAACGAAAAAUUUCCCUGUGAGUUUUGUGGGAAAGUUUUCCACAACAAACAGUACUAUGUGAUGCAUAAAAAGAUGCAUACUGGGGACACGGAGCAUGUGUGUAAGUACUGUAAUAAGAAGUUUAUGAAGAGGAAUUUGUUGGAACGGCAUGAGAGUAUUCACGAGGGGACGAAUUUUGUGGCUUGUGAAGUGUGUGGAGCCGUGUUGAGCAGUGUGAACAGCUGUCGGAGGCAUAUGCGGAAUAAGCAUGGGUGGGUGAGGGAAAUUUGUGAGGAGGUUGGUAGUGGGCAGAGUGUUUGAGGGAAAUUUUUGGGGAGUUGGUAGUGUGCAGAGAGUGUAACUAUAGUAGAGAAUUGAAGCCAAUUAUAUGGCUAAUCUAGAAGCGAACCAAGGGAAAUUUGUGAGGAGGUUGGUAGUGGGCAGAGUGUGUGAGGGAAAUUUGUGGGGAGUUGGUAGUGUAUAGAGAGUGUAACUAUAGUAGAGAAUUGAAGCCAAUUAUAUGGCUAAUCUAGAAGCGAACCAAGGGAAAUUUGUGAGAAGGUUGGUAGUGGGCAGAGUGUGUGAGGGAAAUUUGUGGGGAGUUGGUAGUGUAUAGAGAGUGUAACUAUAGUAGAGAAUUGAAGCCAAUUAUAUGGCUAAUCUAGAAGCGAACCAAGGGAAAUUUGUGAGAAGGUUGGUAGUGGGCAGAGUGUUUGAGGGAAAUUUUUGGGGAGUUGGUAGUGUGCAGAGAGUGUAACUAUAGUAGAGAAUUGAAGCCAAUUAUAUGGCUAAUCUAGAAGCGAACCAAGGGAAAUUUGUGAGGAGGUUGGUAGUGGGCAGAGUGUGUGAGGGAAAUUUGUGGGGAGUUGGUAGUGUAUAGAGAGUGUAACUAUAGUAGAGAAUUGAAGCCAAUUAUAUGGCUAAUCUAGAAGCGAACCAAGGGAAAUUUGUGAGAAGGUUGGUAGUGGGCAGAGUGUGUGAGGGAAAUUUGUGGGGAGUUGGUAGUGUAUAGAGAGUGUAACUAUAGUAGAGAAUUGAAGCCAAUUAUAUGGCUAAUCUAGAAGAGAACAAAGGGCCGGUUUUCGAGCUCGGGGUUUAGCUAAGUUCUAGACUUUAAACAGCUGGAGUCAGAAAAUUGCCGUUCCGAAACGGGGCGUAGUAUAGCCACCUC